Molecule: messenger RNA, 6008 nt
Organism: Labrus bergylta (ballan wrasse)
Lineage: Eukaryota; Metazoa; Chordata; Actinopteri; Labriformes; Labridae
Gene: knl1
Product: kinetochore scaffold 1
Biological process (GO): cell division; attachment of spindle microtubules to kinetochore; protein localization to kinetochore
Cellular component (GO): nucleus
Source: RefSeq, a predicted model, not a curated record
UAGCGUCAGGGCUCGUUGACGUUAGCUGCUGUUUUGCAGUUUUGCACAACGACCGAGACAAAAAAAAAAAGCGAUAUGAAAACUGAUUCAGUCUACAGGUGUUAACUACACAUACCUGUUUUAACCGUGGGGAAUAAUCGUCACAACUACUAAGUACAAAAUGGAGCCUUCAGAUCCUGAGGGAAGCAGUGGAUUCUCCAAGCGGCGCAUUUCCUCGAUUUUAAAGGCGCCUCGUAAAUCGAUUAGGUUACCUGACCCAGAGCAACAGAAAAAUGUGGUGGAGUGUGCCAAACCUGUGGAAAAGAGAAAUUCAAGAAGAGUCAGUUUUGCCCCUGCGAACGAUGUUCUUCUGUUUUCAAAGGAUGUAAAAAAUGUCUCUCCUGCUCGAAGUCCUUUACAAGACUUAAUGACAACAGCAGCGGCAGACACACAAAAUAGGGUCCAGUAUGUUGUCACAGAAGAUGGGAUUCAACAAAUCACAGGAAUGGACACCCUGUUGAAUGCUCCUCUACAUACUCGACAAAGGGAUACGGUCAACUUUGAUGCUGGGCUUGGAUUUGGGGAGAAAACGGUGUUGUUUUCUACGGAUGAUGCACUCAUGGACAUGACCCACAGUCACACUAUAAACAUAGCCAGGGAUGAGGACUUACUUGCAGAUAUCUCCCUGCAAAACUACCAUAUUUUACCAACCGGAGGAGAGAAGACGGUGAUAUCUGUGAACGGUGGAUCCAUGGAUAUGACCGUAAAUCAUCCAGUUAACAUGCCAAGUGGCUCAGCAACUCUGCCCACCAGCAGAAACAUGGAUACAAGAGCAGAGAAGAAAAACACAUCAUCAGCUGUGCCUUCUGUGGAUCCUGAAUUUGAAAACUUCCUUGCAAAUCUCUCCAAGCCAAGUCGCCCCAUCGUAAACCCUGCAAUUACCAGAACAGCGCCUCCAGCUGGAGCAUCUUCUGGACAGUCGAACAUCUCCCUUUCCCGGAUCAACACACAGCAAUCUGAUGUGGAUAAAGAAAACCAAGUUCCUUCUUCUGUUUCAGCGGUUAUGGAGAAGACGUUAAAUAUGCCCAGUGUACUCUAUCCAGAGGAUGACGUGAGCAUGGAUAUGACGGGAGCUCAGACAGGCCGUAUUCAGGCUUUCACUGAUGAUGAUGAUGAUCCAUUCCAGUGCCUUUUUCCCUCACAAGAAAUGUACUCCCACCUUGACAACAGAGCGUCACAGACGACAGUGAAGAGUAAACAACAGCAGAGCAGGAAAACACUGCCAUCAUCCAACUCUACAGAUAUGACGUCCCUGAGGAAUUCUUCUCUACGUGCUUCUCUUCCAGGGCAACGGGUCAACCUUGACUCAAAAGAUGAACACAGAGAGAAAACCAUUGUGUUCACUGCAGGUGAUGACUUUAUGGACAUGACUCAGAGUCAGACUGUAAACAUCGCCAGUGGUUCAUUUCCCCCGCAGAAUAAAAAUGUGGUCGUGCUUCAGACUGGUAGAAAAGUAGACCAUUCUUUAUCACUGAAGGAGAGAAAAACUGACGGCUCGUCAACCAAUGGUGUGGACGUAGGACUUAAAAGCUUCCUAGCAAGUCUCUCCAAACCAAGCGGCGCCAGUGCCAACCCUGUGAACGCCAGGAUGGUUCCUCCUACGGCAGCAGCCUCCAAGAGCUUUGGAGAAACAUUUAGAGGAGAUGCAAUCCGUGGAAUGGAAGUUCAGACCAGCCCCAUCAUGGGACCGGUGGACUCAGAUGACCCUUUUCAAUUUCUUUUACCCACUAAAGACAUGCAGACGAACAGUGACAGUCUGCAUAGUGCAAAGAUGACCUCAGGACGGAAGAACAGUAAAGUACAAGGAUCGUUUAAUCAUGCAGGUAUGGGUACUUCAUUGGAGCCAUCUUUAAAGACAAAGGGUCAAAGAAAUCAGGUCAGAGUGGAUUUUGAAGAUGACGGCGGGGAGAAAACAGUGAGGUUUACUGCUGAUGAUGCAGCUAUGGAUGUGACAAGAAGUCACACAGUGAACAUUGCCAAUGAUGUUAUCCAGCAACCACACCAACAUGUGGACUAUUCACCUGCCUGUGGAGAGAAAACAGUAAGGUUCACUGCUAAUGAAGCAGCCAUGGAUGAGACAAGAAGCCACACUGUAAAUAUUGCAGCUAGUUUGGAACUGCACGAAAGAGUGGACUCCUUACCUAAUUGUGGAGAGAAGACAUUGAGGUUUACUGCAAAUGAUGCGGCCAUGGAUGAAACAAGAAGCCACACUGUAAAUAUUGCAGCUAGUUUGGAACCGCACAAAAGAGUGGACUCCUUACCUAAUUGUGGAGAGAAGACAUUGAGGUUUACUGCAAAUGAUGCGGCCAUGGAUGAAACAAGAAGCCACACUGUAAAUAUUGCAGCUAAUUUGCAACCAGAACAACAACAAAAAGCAGACUUCUUACCUACUUGUGGGGAGAAGACGUUGAGGUUUACUGCAGACGAUGCAGCUAUGGAUGUGACGAGAAGUCACACUGUAAAUAUCGCUGCCAAUCUGGAACCGUACCUUCAACAAAAAGUUGACCUCUUACGUUCUUCUGGAAAGAUGACACUGAGGUUGCCUGGUAAUGAAGCAGCAAUGAAUGUAAGAAGAAGCCACACAGUCAAUUUUGCCACCAAUUCAGAACCAGAACUCCAACAAAAAGUGGACAUCUUACCUUCUGAUGAGAAGACAUUGAGGUUCUCUGCGUAUGAUGCAGCCAUGGAUGUAACCAAGUGCCUCACUGUAAAUAUUUCCACCAAUGUGGAACCACAACUACAACAAAAAGUGGGCUUCUUACCGACUUCUGGAGAGAAUACAUUGCGGUUUGAAACUGAUGCAACCAUGGAUGUCACACAAUGCCACACAGCAAAUAUUGCCACCAGUUUUGAAGCACAGUCCCACCAAUAUGUGGAUGUUUUGCCAAAUUUUGGAGAGAAAACACUGACGUUUGCCGCAGACGAUGCAGCCAUGGAUGUAACCCAGUGCAUUACCGGAAAUAUUGCAAGCAUUUCACUUCCACAUCCAGUUCUUUUAAACAAAGAAUCCAACAUUGUUUCCACUCAGGAAAACAAGGACUUUAAGAGUAAUGAAAUUGAACCAUGUCAGCAGCGCAGAAAGAGUUCUCUAACAACACACACUUUGGAUCAAGGAUUUAAAAAGUCCCUGUCCAAAACCAGGGGCUCCUCAGCUUAUACUGACAUAACCAAGGUGGCCUCUCAAGAAACUGAGACCCCAGAUGGUUUCCCACACCAAUGCAAAACCCAGAAAAAUGAUGUGGAUACAGAAAUAGUGGCUUUUGAUUCAGUUACUAUUGAGAAGCAAGUAAAUGAAACCAUGAGAGAAGAAGAUGGAAACAUGGAUAUGACUGAGGCUCAAACAGGCAACAUUCUAAGACAAACAUGUACAGAUGAAUCACCUCCAGGCUUUUCAUCCACUCAGGACUUUAACCCUGACUCUGACCAUUUCAGGAAAACAGAAAUGACUUUGCAGACCAAUGACGCACCAGGAUCAUCCAACGCUGAUAGUGUGAACAUCACAAACCGUCCAACUCCUCUUGAUUCCAAUGAAAGUGACACAUGGAAAGAAGAUGAACCAAGAAAUCAAACUUGCUCUUUGUCAGAGAAGAUUGAAAGUUCGCCUGCUGCUAUUGACCAUGAUGUUGAUGCCGCGCCUUCACGAAAGUCUAGAAGGAGGAGCAUAGCUGAUCUUCAAUCAAAACUAAGACGUUUGAGCCAUUUGAUAAAUACAAAUCCUGAUGCUGUUACCAUGGAAAGCUCUACUGCCCCUUUGCCUUUGCCAGAGCACAGCUUGGAACAAAGCCCAAAAGACAAAACAAAAUCCCUUGAGGUUAUGGAGUCUGAACUGGAAUGUGAUCUGAUAAAUGCAGAUGAAAAUACACAAGCUCAGCGUCUUCUGCAAGAACAGCCCUCUUCUCCUGCUGCAACUCCAUUCAACCUGAAGACUAAACAACUCAUGUCAAGACUCUCAGUCGGAGGCUUUAAGGCGAAACUCCCCCAAAGAACCAAACCUGAUGAAUCAAAGAAGGUCAAUUCUGUUGAAGAGCAUACGAGGACAAUGACCGUAAAUGUCACUAAUCAACUGAGCAACUUCGACGCUGAUGUGAGUGACAUCAACGAUGAGGAACUUGGUAGCUGCGAAGACAUGUCAGAAAUGAUCGACACAAGGACUCCUCAGAAAGUCACCGAAAAAGGCAGUUUCUCUCAGAAGUCAAACAUGGAGGAACCUUUAGAGGAUGAUGUGUUCGAACAAGACUCCAUCAGUCCCGUCUGUGGAAACAAGCGACCUUUGCCAGUAGAUGAGAAUAAUGCGGAGGAGUAUGAGAAGAGGAUGAAAGCAUCCACUGAGACGCUCGCUGAUGUUGAAGAGGUAUAUCAGUCUCAUGUAGACGUAGCUGCAGAGAGUGACGGUAACAUGACUACAGCUCCAAGCAUGACAACACAGCACACGGAUUUCUCCAACAGCAGUCACACAGCCAGCAGAUGUGAAGCUACUUUUGAAUCAACUUUCAAACACAGCAUGUUUGAAUCACAGCUUGAAGACUACGCCAACGAUGUACAGAGGAAGUUCGAUGAUGGCUCCAUAACUGUGUUAGAGUUCUUCAAACUCUUCAACAUCGACUUUGUCAUCCAUAAUCCUCGGCAAAGUGUCCUCCCUGGCAGACUUUUGACAGACACAGAUCGCACACCGAUUGAUUUACUCAAAGACAGGCAUAUCAACCGUCCUAAACAGAGUGUGUACGAGACCAACGUCCUUGAACUAACAGGAAAAGUGGAAGAGUUGAAGGGGCGAAUGCGGGACCUGGACAAACCACUGCGGAUCGUUAAUGAAGCUUUAUGGGAAGCAAUGAGAAACGUUUCAGAGAAGGAGCUCAAAUCUUUUGGUGCCAAACUGAAAGAGAGAAACAACCUGUUCAGAAAGACGAGCAAAGCCAAGUCACAUGAGAUGAAGGAGGUCUUGUACUCGCAACUUGUGCAGGCAAAUCUGGAGGAGCAGCAGAAGCUGAGAGGACGGAUCGAGAAAGCAGACGAGAUGAUACAAAGUCUGGAUGACUGCAUUCAUGAGUUAGAAACAGAAAUGUCUGCAGUCGAAGAAAAGGGAACGGAAGACACACCAAGUUUGAGGUCAAUCCAGGAAGAGCUGCAGGUUGUCACUGACACGAUGGCAGAUAAAGACAGACUAAUAUCAGAGCUGGAGAUGCAGAACACGCAGAACUCAAGUAAACUGAACAGGCUGAUCGCUGAGACGAGGAACCUUGAGAGCCACGUGGACGCUCUGAAGACGUUGAAUGAAUGGAAGUUUGGAGAGAGGAGAGACGAUUAUACAGUCUUCACGUUUCUUCAUGACACCUUCCAUCUCGAGCUGCUGUAUGACAAAUCCAACGAAGAUGAAGCUCAAAAUCAAUCGGAGAGGAAGAUAUCCCACAUCGUGUUCAACCUUCACCUCGAUGAUGAGAAGUCCCAUGACCACGCUCGCCUCGUCCACAAACUGCUCUCUGGGUACAUCGAAGGAGAAGCUUCCUGGGUGGAGAAGUAUCCGACGAGCAAACACGUUCCAAAGCUGCUCCACGAUGUGAGUCACGUUGUGAGUCACUGUCGCCUGCUGGGGGAGGAGCUGCGUCUGCUCAAAAUGUGGGGGGGUCUGAGGCUUGAUAUUCUUGACAUCAGCUGUGUGGACACUCAAGUGCACAUUGUCUUCAGCAGUCUCAAGAAGUUUUCCAAGUUUGAGGUGAUCUUCUCCGUCAGCCUGAGCAACCAACUCUGUGUCCUUGGAGUGCAGAGCUUUAAAAACCUGAUCGGAAGCACGACGAUUGAACAGAUUGAAGAGAUUGUGGCAUCGUUCAGUCCAACCAGGAAACUCUUGACAAAGAUUGUCAAAAAGAUUCAUGAAAAUCUGCUCUGCUGAGACUAGGAUGUAAAAUAAAAAUGUUCAGGAAAAAAAAUCAAUAUAUUAAUGGGCUUUUAUUUUGAAAAAAAAAAAAAAGAUG